ACACGAUCCUCCUUCCCUACACAUAAAGCACCGACAACAAAAAUUGUAAAGAUACAAAAAAAAACCUGGAAAUCAAGUUAUAGCCUUGAAGAUAUUUUGUUCCCUUUAAAUUAUCAUCCUGAAAGACCUUCAUUUAUUCCUCCUCUUAAGAGAAGAAGUUAAUCAUGUUCAUCUAAGUGUAACUCAAUACAUCCGCUUUUUCUUGUCUUAAAUACUCUAUUGAGGUCUGCCAUCGUUUUUCUUGCUAUUUAUAUAUUCAAAAAGUAUCUACCGAAUUAUCUAUUUAAAAAAUUUUCGAUUUCUUUGCUUCUCCUAAUAAUCAUUAACAAACAAGGAUUAUACACUUUUUACUUUGCGAACUUCUUUUUUCAUUAAUUGUAAAAAAUUUGAGCCGUGAUUCAGCUUACUCUUUGAUUUUCUUGUGAAUUGAAGGAUUCUAUCCCUAUCCUUCUUUAAAUGAGUGAUUGAUUGAUUCCAAUAAUCGGUUUUUGAGUUUUCCCUUUUCUAUACCAAAAAUACUUGUAAAGGAAAAAAUUAUUUGCUUUUGUGAUACCGUCGGUUUUCAUUUUAUUUUUUACUGUUGUCAAGCUUGUCUUUGUAUUGUUAAUCCUAUAUUAUAACCAUGUCUUAUUCAAAAGAAUUAUCUUCUCGUCGGCGGGGAUCCGAGCCAAAUGGCCUUAAUUCAUAUAACAACGAAGAAAAACAUAGACGCUCUGAUGCAUACGAGGAAGCUUUAGGCGGACAUAGAGUUUUAAUGGAUACGACUUCCAAUCAAGACGAGUUUGAUCGCCGAAGGGGUGGAUUUCACCAUAGUACAGGUCCUUCCCGCUCCAGAUUCAACGGUAGACCUCCCAAAUCCCGAGGUCCUAAAAAGAAAAAUAAGUAUAGAAAACCUCCGUUUUCUCCUCAACGAUCCCCGAUUUCCCCUGAAUUUGAUCGUUCGCGCAAGCGGCCGUUCUUUUCACGUUCCCAUUCAAGUCCUACCUCUCCUCCUCGGUCCCCUCCACCUCCUCCCCCGUCUUCUACUUACCAGGUUCCUCAAUCUAAACAGUCUCUUCCUCCUCCUCCUCCUCCUCCUCCUCACCCUUCUGGGUUACCUCGUUUUCCAUCAGCCAAUUCAUCUUCUAAGAUGCCCUCAAUUCAGUCUCGAUCAAGCAAUCUUCCUAGUAAGGAAACCCCAGAAGAUUUUAGAUCAAAUCAAUAUUCUACAAAGAAAUCAAGUCCUACCAGCUCUGGUAUCUCUCAUCGCGAUCCUAAUAUCCGUGGGAAUCAACCUAGCCGUUUUCGAUUUAAUAUUCCGCAUGAGCCAGCGCCUUCUAGACGUUCACGAUUUGAUCAGCCUCCUUCUAAAAGGAUGGUUUUGAAUUCACCUCCCCCAAGCAUUACGUGUGUGCCACCAAAAGAACCGAUCUAUACCUAUACGUAUGGAAAGUCUGCGUACGAAAAAGUAGAUCAGAUUGGUGAAGGCACAUACGGGAAAGUAUACAAAGCAAUUAAUAAUGUAACAGGAGAAUUAGUGGCUUUGAAGCGAAUUCGCUUAGAACAAGAAAAGGAUGGGUUUCCAAUCACUACAGUUCGUGAGGUAAAAAUUCUUCAGCGCCUGCGGCAUAAAAACAUUGUUAAAUUAUUAGAAAUUUUGGUUGAAAAAAAUUCUGUGAAUAUGGUUUUUGAGUACAUGGAUCAUGAUUUGACGGGUGUGUUACUUAAUUCUCAACUGCAUUUUACACCAGGAAAUAUCAAGCAUCUGUCGAAACAACUCUUUGAAGCCUUGGAUUAUCUUCAUCAUCUCGGUGUGAUUCAUCGGGACAUAAAGGGAUCUAACAUACUACUAAACAAUAAUGGAGAUUUAAAGUUUGCAGAUUUCGGUCUUGCAAGGUUUAAGACUUAUCCUAAGGCUGGCGCAACUUACACCAAUCGAGUUAUUACUUUGUGGUUUCGACCUCCGGAGCUACUUUUAGGAGAAACAAAGUAUGAUAGUGCUGUGGAUAUCUGGAGCGCCGGAUGUAUUGUCAUAGAGCUUUUCAUUGGAAAGCCCCUUUUCCAAGGGAAAGAUGAAAUACACCAGUUAGAAAUUAUUUACGAUUUGAUGGGAACACCCAAUAUAGAAUCCUGGCCAGAGGUUAAAAAUAUGCCAUGGUAUAACCUUUUAAAACCACCUCAUGAAAAGUCUUGUCGCUUUCUAGAAACCUUCCGAGAAAAACUUACACCUGCGGCAAUUGAUCUAUGUCAGAAAUUGUUAUCCCUUAAUCCUGCUCAUCGUCCAUCAGCUCAUGAGGCUUUGAUGCAUGAAUAUUUUGUUUCGGAAUCGCCCCCUCCUGAACCAGCUGUAAUUUUAAAAGAUAUGCAAGGUAGUUGGCAUGAAUGGGAAGGAAAAAAACGACGUGGAAAAAGAUGAACCAUCUUUUUUUCUUAAAUUCAUUCAAAAAGGUCAAAUCGUUAUGACAAUAUUACUUUUAAGGGUAUCUAUUACGUUUUUGUUUAUACUUAUAUAUAUCCUUUCUUAUACAUAAUGUACGUCUCUGAUAAAAGUCGCCGUCUUGUAUACUUUGAUAGACGUUAAAAAAUCAAACAAUUAAUACUAUAAUUCCCUUUUGACUCGUGUAUAUACUAUUUCACUUGCAGCGACUAUUUAACAAAUAAUAAUGUGACCUUAAGCAUCCUUCUCUGAAGCUUGGAACUCAUCAUCUCUUCAGUCCUUCAAAUCAGUAUAUCUCUAUGUCUUUAAGAUUGUUUCAAUCGCGU
Messenger RNA from Schizosaccharomyces cryophilus OY26, 2742 nucleotides. RefSeq names its product CMGC/CDK/CRK7 protein kinase Lsk1. The transcript has 4 exons. Gene Ontology annotation, cellular component: nucleus; cyclin/CDK positive transcription elongation factor complex. Gene Ontology annotation, molecular function: cyclin binding; RNA polymerase II CTD heptapeptide repeat kinase activity; cyclin-dependent protein serine/threonine kinase activity. The record is from RefSeq and is a predicted model, not a curated record. The coding region runs from base 623 to 2395 and encodes 590 amino acids. Gene Ontology annotation, biological process: protein phosphorylation; transcription elongation by RNA polymerase II; positive regulation of transcription elongation by RNA polymerase II. NCBI's taxonomy places the organism in Eukaryota, Fungi, Ascomycota, Schizosaccharomycetes, Schizosaccharomycetales, Schizosaccharomycetaceae.